Messenger RNA from Lipotes vexillifer (Yangtze River dolphin), 2451 nucleotides. Its product is annotated as zinc finger protein 300-like. The transcript is spliced from 8 exons. Gene Ontology annotation, biological process: regulation of DNA-templated transcription. The coding region runs from base 1 to 2451 and encodes 816 amino acids. Gene Ontology annotation, molecular function: DNA-binding transcription factor activity, RNA polymerase II-specific; RNA polymerase II cis-regulatory region sequence-specific DNA binding. Lineage: Eukaryota; Metazoa; Chordata; Mammalia; Artiodactyla; Lipotidae. The record is from RefSeq and is a predicted model, not a curated record.
AUGGCGGCUCCCACUGAGACACAGCGCAUGGGAUCGGCCAUAUUGCCUCCUGAACAAAGCCGCCCAGGGUGCGGAGUGGGCAAAGCUGCCCGGUACCGAACAGCGCAGGCCCGGGAGCCCAGUGCUUUGCUCACCCAGACAGGAAGCGGGAGAGUUCGCCGCUAUGGAUAUCUGAUAACGGAACUGCAGGUCAGAAGGCGGACAUGUGUGGUGAUGAGUGAGUCUUUUGGAUUGGUAAUGGAACGGGAGGGGUCCGUGAGUGUCAGUGAUUGGAGACUGAUGAAGUCACUGGUGGGGAAGAAAUGGUGUGUAGGGGAACUGACUGGUGAUGGCUGGGUCAGGGAUUUAGGGGACUCUGAGGAAUCAGUGAUUGGUGAGGGAGGCUGUGGACUAAAUGAUGAGGGCAUCCAUGUGGCAGUCAGUGAUGUGGUGGGCAUGGGGCAGAUCUGUGGGAUCUAUUUUGACAAAGCCUGGAAUACCCCAUAUAAAACAGUCUGUCUAUCAUGGGAGCACCCACUUCCUCUGAACCGGUUAAGUCUUACCUACCUGACUCCUUCUGGGACUGAGAAGGAUUUCCCAGUCAUCUACCUUUUUAGAAGAGAACAGAAAAUGAUGAAGUCCCAGAUUAACAGGAAUAUACUGUUACAGGGGUUAGUAUCAUUCAAGGAUGUGGCUGUGGAUUUCACCCAGGAGGAGUGGCAGCAACUGGACCCUGCUCAGAAGACCCUGUACAGGGAUGUGAUGCUGGAGAACUACAGCCACCUGGUCUCAAUGGGGCAUCCAGUUUCCAAACCAGAUGUCAUCUCCAAGUUGGAACAAGGAGAAGAUCCAUGGAUCAUAAAGAGAGACAUAUCAAAUUGGAUCUAUCCAUAUGAAGAUCAGGCAGAUGGGCGACAAGGGAAGAAAAGUAACCUUGACAACACCCAAUCAUGUAUUUUGGGGUCUGUUUCCUUCCAUAAUAAGAUACUGAAAGGAGUCACAAAGGAUGGUUCAUUUUACUCCAUAUUAAAAGUCUGUCAAGGUGAUGGCCACCUGCAGAGAUGUCAGAAAAACAGACUUUUCAGGCAAGUAACAGUCAUCAACAACAAAACAAUGACUGUGGAGUCAGUCGACAAAUAUAAUGCAUUGGGGAAAAUAUUUCAAGAAUGCAUAGGGUCAGAUACUUCAAGACAAAGACCCCAUAACUGUGAUGCAUUUAAAAAUGACUUGAAAUCUAGUAUUGACCUACCUAGUUGUAAUAAGAGCAAUUCAGGAAAAAACCCUGAUGAGAGUUUUGGAUGUGGAAAAUCAUCCAUCCAUGGUGUGUCCAAUCCUGAUCUUGAGAAAAUUCACAAUCGAGUAAUUCCCUGUGAUGAUAAUGAGUGUGGAAACAUUUUAAGCAAGAAACAAUCCCUUAUUCAGUAUCAGAAUAUUGAAACUAAGGAGAAAACCUGUGUAUGUGUUACAUGUGGAAAAGCCUUUGCUAAGAAGUCACAGCUCAUUGUACAUCAACGAAUUCAUACUGGGAAGAAACCAUACAAUUGUGGUGCAUGUGGGAAAGCUUUCAGUGAGAAGUUUCACCUCAUUGUACAUCAAAGAAUUCAUACUGGGGAGAAACCUUAUGAAUGUUCUGAAUGUGGAAAAGCCUUCUCUCAAAAAUCAUCCCUCAUUAUACAUCAAAGAGUUCAUACUGGGGAAAAGCCAUAUGAAUGUAGUGACUGUGGGAAAGCCUUCUCCCAGAAAUCACCCCUCAUUAUACAUCAGAGAAUUCACACUGGAGAGAAACCUUAUGAAUGUAGAGAGUGUGGUAAGGCCUUCUCUCAGAAGUCACAGCUGAUUAUACAUCAUAGAGCUCAUACUGGAGAGAAGCCCUAUGAGUGUACUGAAUGUGGGAAAGCCUUCUGUGAGAAGUCCCACCUCAUCAUACAUAAAAGGAUUCACACUGGAGAGAAACCCUACAAAUGUGCUCAGUGUGAGGACGCCUUCAGUAGAAAGUCAGAACUCAUUAUACAUCAGAUAAUUCAUACUGGGGAGAAACCUUACGAAUGUACUGCAUGUGGGAAGACUUUCUCCCGGAAGUCACAGCUCAUUAUACAUCAGAGAACGCAUACUGGAGAAAAGCCCUAUAAAUGCAGUGAAUGUGGAAAAGCCUUCUGUCAGAAAUCACAUCUCAUUGGACAUCAGAGGAUUCACACAGGAGAAAAACCUUAUGUUUGUACUGAAUGUGGGAAAGCCUUCUCUCAAAAGUCUCACCUCCCAGGACAUCAGCGGAUACAUACAGGAGAGAAACCUUAUGUAUGUGCUGAAUGUGGAAAGGCAUUUUCUCAGAAGUCAGACCUUGUUUUACAUCAGAGAAUUCAUACUGGGGAAAGACCUUAUCAGUGUGCUGUAUGUGGGAAAGCCUUCAUCCAGAAAUCACAACUCACUGUACAUCAGAGAAUUCACAGCAGUGGUAAAAUCAUAAUGAACUAA